CAGCAACAGCUAAACGUCGUGUCAGGUUUCUGGAGGCAAGUGCUAAAUUUAACCCUGUGAUCCUGCAACAGGCAGAGGGGUUUAAAUGCCAGCCUACAGUUGCUCCUCACCAGUUGUUCUCCACACGUCUUCCACUCAUCACAAACUCAGGCCAGGAGGAAGACAAGCAUACACUCCAACAUAAGCUCCAGACGCAGGACCGAAGAGUAAAGAGUGGUUCCUAAGGGAAAGCAGGAUCCUUGCUCCUUUACUUUCAGACCACAGUUGCCCACCAUGGAGCUUUUCGAGACCAAUCCUUACUUUUUCCCUGACCAGCGCUUCUAUGAAGGAGGGGACAGCUACUUCCCCUCUCGCCUGCCCGGGGCUUAUGACCAAACUGGGUACCAGGACAGAAACUCCAUGAUGGGGUUGUGCGGGAGCCUCCCUGGAGGCGUUGGGGCGCCCGCCACUGAGGACAAAUCAUCUCCAUCCAGCCUGUCACCUCACUCUGAGUCUCACUGCCCCGGCCAGUGCCUGCCCUGGGCCUGUAAGCUGUGCAAAAGAAAGACGGUGACGAUGGACCGCCGAAGAGCAGCCACGCUGAGGGAGAAGAGACGCCUAAAGAAGGUGAACGAGGCCUUCGAUGCUCUGAAGAGGAGCACCCUGAUGAACCCCAACCAGAGGUUGCCCAAGGUGGAGAUCUUGCGGAGCGCCAUCCAGUACAUUGAAAGGCUGCAGGCUUUGGUGUCCUCCCUGAACCAGCAGGACACAGAGACGGGACAGCAGGGACUGCACUACCGACCCAGCCCGGCCCAGCCACGAGUGUCAUCGUCAAGCGAACCCAGCUCAGGCAGCACCUGCUGCAGCAGCCCGGAGUGGAGCAGCACUCCCGAGCAGUGCCCGCAGAGCUACAGCAGCGAGGAUCUUCUGAGUGUCGCCGACUCUCCAGAGCAGAGGAACAUGCGCUCCUUGACUUCUAUCGUGGAGGGCAUCUCUGCAGCUGAUGGACCUGUCACCUUUUCUGUGGACAUUCCCAAAUAGAACCACCAGAACUAUCCUGGCACAAAAAUCCUAAACUUCCUUUUUUUAAAUUCUGGUUUGAGUGUUUUAUUUUAUGCAAAAUUAUAAAAAAUGUCAUUGAACUUUGUUCCUAUGGUCUUCAAGCCAGAACCAAUUCUUCCUUUCCUUAUUGGCUGCCCUUUCCCAUGAUUCACAGGACUUUGUUGCAUGAACACCUAGUUACUAGAGUGGAUCUCUCGUAUAUGUUUGCUUCCAGAAUCAAAGAUUCAAAUGACAAAGCUUGAUUCUUCACUUUACUUAAAUUAGAUGUUCCUCUUUUCGAAACCUUUCCCCUAUUUCUUCCAUUCUUUUUGUGUGAGUUUUAAAUGUUCAAACAAAACAUGAGUUUAUUUGUGGGGCCAAUAUGUACCAUGGCAGUUUUGACCAAGAUCUGCUUAAUUUAAACAGGUUAUAAAUGCCAGUGAUGUAAAUACGUUCCCUUUUUUUUCUACAGAGUGGUUUUGCUAUUUUUAUUUUUUGCUAACUUAUUUUUGACUUUUAUAACUAAGAUUGUUGUGCAUUUGUAGAUGUUUUCAAAGGUGAUAUUUUCUUUUCAGUUCUUGCAAUAAAGAAGCAUUUUCAAUA
Molecule: messenger RNA, 1623 nt
Organism: Oryzias melastigma (Indian medaka)
Lineage: Eukaryota; Metazoa; Chordata; Actinopteri; Beloniformes; Adrianichthyidae
Gene: myog
Product: myogenin
Exons: 3
Coding region: 274-1020 (248 amino acids)
Biological process (GO): muscle organ development; positive regulation of transcription by RNA polymerase II; positive regulation of myoblast differentiation
Molecular function (GO): DNA-binding transcription factor activity, RNA polymerase II-specific; RNA polymerase II cis-regulatory region sequence-specific DNA binding; protein dimerization activity
Source: RefSeq, a predicted model, not a curated record